AUGUCAAGUUUCCGCUACACUCUCGUCGCUUGGGGCGCGGUCGAACGUUUCCCGCAACCUCUCGUCACUUGGGGCGCGGUGUGCGAAGUAACGGACGCUCCCAGCUGUCGCCCAUUUCACGCAGGCGAUGACUGCGUCGGCUCCGUAGUGGUUUCAGCUAUUACGCCGUGCGGUAAAGUCGAUCGACAAUGCGACGUUCGGCAUCAACUGUGUCGCUCGUCGCUUUCGACAUCCUUUCGAAAUUGCGGCGGGCUGAGUGUAGGACCA
This is a messenger RNA of Iphiclides podalirius (scarce swallowtail), 267 nucleotides long. NCBI's taxonomy places the organism in Eukaryota, Metazoa, Arthropoda, Insecta, Lepidoptera, Papilionidae. The record is from the annotation of a GenBank genome assembly.